AUGCAGCAAACUCGACAAGUCGUGUACGUUCUACUGUACCUGCAGUUCUUCGUCUGUAAUGUUUUCACACUCGACAUUGGCAUUCUAUCGGAGGAACACACAAGCGGUACAAAUGAUAUCGCAUGGAUCAGUAGCAAGUGGACAUGCAAGUCCGAUAAUGAAUGUACAGCGACGGGGAGUACAUGCAACAAUCAUGAAUGUCAAUGUGCACCUGGAUACAUCUAUAAUUCCGACAUGACAUCCUGCGUCAAAGUUGCCACCGGACUGCAUGAUAAAUGUGUGGACACAGUGCAGUGCUCAGCUUAUCUCCUCAGUGGUGCUAUGUGCGUUGAUAAUGUUUGCGUAUGCGGCCCUGGUUCUUACUAUCUGCAUGGUAGAUGCAACCGAUACGUGGGCUUGGCCGAGAAAUGUGAGCAAAUCAUCGACUGCUACGUGAACGCUGAUUUCGAAGCGAGCACUUGCAACAUGACUGAGAAAAUUUGCGAGUGUAGCCCUGGCUAUUAUCAGCGCGAGUAUCGCACUUGUCGACGGGAGAGAAAAACCGUUGGUGAGGAAUGCAUGAUCGAUUUCGAUUGUACUUUCGAGAAUGCGACCUGUAAGGAUUUCGUCUGCGUCAAAAAGUCCGAAUCCAAGAAAACUAUUCAACUUUCGAUCGAUACCGAUGUCGUAUUGACAGUUGCUGCAAACGAAGACACGGAAAUUCGGGUGGGCAGCGAUUGUACUGGCAAAGAGGACAUCUGCGACAAGCUGGGAAACGCUAUAUGCGAUCUUACCGGGAAAUGUCGUUGUAACCGCGGGCAUUUCGCACCUCACGAGGACGCUAAGUGUAUACCAGAGCUCGGAGAACCCUGUAGCCCCGACGACGUAGGUAGCAUAAAGAAUUCCACCUGCCAAGCAGGUAUAUGGAUUUGCAAAUAUGGCACAGUCGCAUCUCGCGAUAAUCGCGAGUGCCGUAAUGUAACCAUGAAACACGGUGGCAAGUGUUUCCAGGACGAGGAGUGUUACAUCUUUGGUCCGGACGCCGAGUGCAAGGGAAAUAAGUGCGUGUGUAACGCGAAUUCCCACUAUGUGAAGAGCGAGCUUUUUUGCUGGAUAAAUAAAAAGGUUGGCGAAACUUGUAAGCAGAAGCGCGACUGCUACAUCAAAGGUUUUAAGAGCGAGAUCCUGUGCAAGAACGGUGUAUGCAGUUGUCCCGAUGGCACACGCAUAAAUAAUAACGAGACAGCCUGCAUACGCACAGCGGCAGGACUCGGGGAGGCUUGCGAGGUGACCGAGGACUGUAAGUUGAAAAACACAACUUGCAAUAAGGUGUGUGAAUGUAAAGAAAAUCAUUAUUUUUCGCAAGAUGAAGGCCAAUGUAUACCAGGUAUCAACGCUACCUGCGAGAAGAACGAGCAUUGCAGGCCGGAAAACUCCGAGUGCAAUUGGCAAGUAUGUGUUUGUAAAUCAAACUACGUGGCCGCAGCUGUCAACUCGUGUGUGCCAAUAUUGUCAUACGGUGAGUUUUGUUCGCAAGACGUUCAAUGUUCUGCGACAGUACCGGGUGCGAUUUGUUUCGAGCAGGAUGAAAAUAAAAUUUGCGCUUGCGCGAAGGAAGAUCACUACAGAUUCGGGAGAUGUUUUAAGAAGAAACUGCUCAGCGAUACCUGUGCAAACAUCGGCGAGUGUUACUUAAACCACGAUGUGCGGACGGUGAUGUGCAUGAACGGGGAAUGCAGAUGCAAUUGGGGCUACAAAAAAUUGAACAACAGUGCCUGCGUGAAGGAUACGCAAGCGGUGUAUUUGCCGAACGGUAGUGGAUCGAUAAUCGAUAUGAUGUCCACAGGAUUACCUUUAGUCGUACUACUGCUCGCCUCUUGUGACAUUUUCUAA
This is a messenger RNA of Dinoponera quadriceps, 1872 nucleotides long. Its product is annotated as prion-like-(Q/N-rich) domain-bearing protein 25. Lineage: Eukaryota; Metazoa; Arthropoda; Insecta; Hymenoptera; Formicidae. The coding region runs from base 1 to 1872 and encodes 623 amino acids. The transcript is spliced from 13 exons. The record is from RefSeq and is a predicted model, not a curated record.